UCCGACAUCCCUCGAUGUGUAUAUCGCGGAUGUAACAAAUCGCAAAUCCUCACAAGAGGGCGCCACUGAGGAAUGGUCCUUGGAAACGGAUGAUGCUUUGCCUUUUUCCUGCAAUUUUUAAACCGAUUUUAGAAUGCCUGCCAACGCCAUAGUUUAUGUCCAUUAUGGUCCAUAUGAAAGUUGUGGUGUUGUGGAUCACAGGGAGUCCAGACUCGAGGGCUUAAUGACUGUUUUAAAGGCAGAUGGACACAACCCUGAGCUGGUUAAGAUGAAUGACUGGAAUGUAGUUGAGUUAUGGGUAAAUGGAGAACGAAUAUUCAGCUGUGAUAUCAGAGAAUUAGAUUAUGGUGGUGAUGGUAAACUUGAUGACAUUUGCAGCAAAGCUUUGGAGGCAGUUGUGGAAGCAUAUUAAGGACCUUGAUUUCAAUUUAAUGUUUACACAAAUUUCAUCUAAAAUUGCUUAUCUAAACAUCACUUUGACAUUGUUGCCACAAGUAUGUAAACUGUACCACGUUGAUAUGUGAAGUACAUGUACAUUAAACUGUCUGCUUGCGUUAGAAAAUAUUUUUACAUGUAUGAUCUUUUGAUUUUCUUUUAAUUCGGCCACAGUAGAACUUUCAAUGUACUUUUGAUAUUGCUGCUAUCUAAAUGUUGUUUAGUAAUGUACACUCAAUAUACCAUGCAAAUCAGGAUUGUUAUUUCAUGCUAUAAUAACUGUAAGUUUGAUAAAAGUUAUUUGGUGCCUUUGUAGGAGGUUACCUUUAAUCCUCAGUAAAUUUGUGUCUUAUUUUAAUGAUUUUGCACAUACUCUCAUGACUGUGAUAUGUCUUUCACGCACUAGGUACACUUACUAGGUUUCUACCAGCCAUUUUCUGUAUAUUGUGUAAAUAGCUUUUAUUUUAUGAAUAAAGAUGUCAGUGAUCAACACAAA
This is a messenger RNA of Lineus longissimus, 931 nucleotides long. RefSeq names its product UPF0728 protein-like. The coding region runs from base 134 to 412 and encodes 92 amino acids. The record is from RefSeq and is a predicted model, not a curated record. NCBI's taxonomy places the organism in Eukaryota, Metazoa, Nemertea, Pilidiophora, Heteronemertea, Lineidae. The transcript is spliced from 4 exons.